Molecule: messenger RNA, 4800 nt
Organism: Actinia tenebrosa (Australian red waratah sea anemone)
Lineage: Eukaryota; Metazoa; Cnidaria; Anthozoa; Actiniaria; Actiniidae
Biological process (GO): protein stabilization
Cellular component (GO): nucleus; cytosol; cytoplasm
Molecular function (GO): adenyl-nucleotide exchange factor activity; protein-folding chaperone binding
Source: RefSeq, a predicted model, not a curated record
UCAUCCAAAAUGGCGUCUGGUCGAAAAUGCCUCUCAUUUUACGCAUAGAAAAACUAAAUUCACGCGAUGAAAAACUCACUCAAUACUGUUAAAAAUCAACCCACGAGUAGAUAUUAAUGUGGUGGUUUGUGGCUGUAGAAGAAUAAGCACGAGAAUGAAUCAGGAAGCAUUACCAGCGGGCUGGGAGAUGAAGGUUGACCCGAAAAGUGGUCGACCCUUCUUUAUCGAUCAUCAGACAAGAACCACAUCAUGGAACGAUCCCAGAAACUUAAAAUACARUAAAGUUAACAUGGAUCCAGACAUGGUAAGGUCAAUGCAAGGGCCAGAAAGUCCCAUGGAACAUCCUCAGAACGCAUCUAGCAUUCAACUACAAACUCUAACUUCAAGUAUGCUACAGUUUAACUUAAACCAGAAUAAGCAACAACCUUAUUAUGUGACUUCAAUGGAAAAACCACAAAUUUACCAAGAUCCUCAUGCGUACAUACCAGUACCUCCGCAAGAGAAUAGAAGCAAUGGUGCAGGUUUCCAAGGMAACCAGUAUUCCUCACCUGAAACUUAUCGAAAGACACAGCCAAUGAAUAAACAUCUGAAACUUGAUCAACAAMGACCAUGUUUUGAUUUACCUCACUCAAACUUUCAAGCCUGGCUUAAUGUCAACCAUCCUCAGUCAUCAACGAGGGAUAAUAUUGGAACAAACAGUCGAUUUGRUACUAAUUAUACAUCUGCUGCUAAUAACAGUGAAUCUGAGGGGAAAUUAAAACAAUUUAAUGCUAACAGUUAUGUAAAAGAUGAAGGAAAAUCACCAGCAACUCAUUAUGAUCAAGGCCCAAAAGAGUAUACUCACCAGUGGCAGCUGAAGGAUUCUAAUUCCCAUUUACAAWAUAAAAACAUUUUGCCAUCACAUUUGAUGCAGCAGCAACCACAAAGCCCCUCGCAAGUGCACUAUAGAGCUCCUGAGUUCCAAACAGGGUAUCCCCAAGGGCAGCCACACCCAAGUUACCCCCAGCCACAAGGAUUCACACCAMAGGGUAACCAGUACCCACCACAAAGUGCUGGAAGCAUGCCUGCUAUGCCAGUGCAGUCAUAUCAAUCCACAUCAAUACCAAAUAACCCUGGCAGGCCAGCACAGCAGCAAAGUGAUCAAGGCUCCAUGCAAAUGUCUUAUGAUAUAGGUCCAGUGUCAAAUAMCAGAGAAAACCAAAAUCCUUCAGUAUCUGUAAGUCAAGCUAUACCUCCUGSACCWUACUCUCAGCACCAGGGACAGCAGUAUCCUACAUCAAAUGGCUUUUACAUUCCAAAUCACCCUGGACAAAUGCCUGGUCAACCACCUAASAACAGACMAGGAAACCAGGACAACACACCAGUUACUGGACAAUCAGUUACCACACCAGUGACUGGACAUGCAGUCAGGAGCGAAAAUAUUCCCUGGGGUUACCAAGGAAUGAUGCCUGGACAGCAUAACCAGGGGAAUGGGCCAGUGCUUGGAUAUUCUGGCCAAAGCGACUCUCACGGGCCACAGUCAGAGCUCUCAUCUAGAGACAACUCCAUACCACAGCAACAAUAUGGAUUUAGACCUCAAGGUCCCAUGAAUGAACCACAGCAAACCAGRAUGGGUCAAGGAUUUUCUCUUGGUGGGGGARGUCCAACCACAGAAGACGGUCAAAGGUCACCAAGACAUAGUGUAGAAAACCAACAUGCUGAUCAAAGUCCUAUGCCAACCCCACCUUCAACACCCCAGCAGUACUUACCAGGAAAUAUGGUGGGAAUGACACAUGGGCAGGAACCAUUCCCAGGAAGUGAUCGUUCUCCAAAUGUCCAAAACCUUCCUGGGCAACAAUCUGGACCAUCGAMAACAUACCAUCAAGRUUACAUGCAAUAUCAAGAACUAAAUAGACAACCAGUGGCUACCUCUGCAGGUUAUGGUCAACAAUCAUAUAGAGAUCAAGGAGGAAUGGCCCAGGCACCUAAUCAAGGUUCAGGAUCAGGCAAUAUGCCGCAACCRCAAACCAUGGAACCAGGAAACGUGCCUCCACAUAUGUCCAUGAAAUCAGGAAACAUGCCUCCUCCUGGACCAAUGGGACCAGGAAAUGCAGGUCCCAAUCAAAGCAUGGGCCCAGGAAAURCACCACCUAACCAAACCAUGAGAAAUAUGUCACCUAACCUACCUGUAGGAUCUGGAAAUAACCAAGGUGUGGGACCAGGAAAUAUGACUCAAAAUCAGUCCAUUGCUCAAGCAAAUGCUCCUUACAGACCCUUUGRAUUUGGAAAUGUGACAACCAGUUACAUCUCAGGACCAGGAAACAACUCACCUAGUGGACCCAUGGGACCAGGUAACAUGCCACCAAACCAGUACAUGGGGCCAGGAAAUGUACCAGUAAGUGGACCCAUGGAAACAGGUAACAUGUCACCAAACCAACCCCCUGGACCAGGAAGUGAACCAUUUAGGAGACCUGUGGAACCAGGAAACAUGUCUCCUAACCAGUACAUGGGACCAGGAAAUGUACCAUUUAGUGGAUCCAUUGGAUCAGGGAACAUGUCACCAAACCAACCCCCUGGACCAGGAAGUGAACYAUUUAGCAGACCAGUGGAACCAGGAAACAUGCCUCCUAACCAGUACAUGGGACCAGGAAAUGUACCAGUGAAUGGACCUAGGGGACCUGGAAACAUUCCACCAAAUCAACCCCUUGGGCAAGAAAAUGUACCAUUUAGCGGAUCCAUGGUGUAUCAGAAUAUGCCACCCAACCAAUACACUGGACCAGGGAGCAUGCCACCCAAUCAAUCAUCUGGACCAGGAAGCAACCCACAAAUUGGUUCCAUGGGACCAGGCAAUAUGCCACCCAACCAAUACAUGGGACCAGGGAGCAUGCCACCCAAUCAAUCGUCUGGACCAGGAAACAACCCACAAAGUGGUUCCAUGGGACCUGGAAAUAUGUCACCUAACCAGUACAGUGUACCAAGAAAUGUACCAGUUAGUGAACCCAWGGGACCAGGAAAUAUGCCACCCAACCAGCAAGCAAGAAAUGGGAACACCCAACAAAUACCUUCAAGUCACCCUGGAACGUAUCCCAUGGUAUCAUCAGCCAACUAUCCACAACAGUCAACUGCCCAGGGAACCAGUAGUGUCAGUCAGMCAUCCAGCAGCACUGGAUUAUAUCCUCCAUUACCAUCAUCUACUGGAAUCCCUCAACAAACAGAUAAUGUAUCUCAGCGACCAAAUCAACCUGGGGUAUAUCCUGGUUAUAGUCCAUCUAGUCAACCUGGGGGUUAUCCUAGUGGAUAUCCACAGUAUAGGUACCCUCAAGGUCCCAAUCAGCCACGGGAAUAUCCACUUACUAAUGUACCUACAAGUUAUCAUCAACAGCAACAUUAUCAUCAUCAACAACWACAACAACCCUCAGAAACUCGACAUCAAACUAGCCAUGAAUCUAACGAAUCGAAUAGAUAUCCUAAUAAAACAAGUCAUGGAUCCAACCAAUCACGUGGCUAUACCAGUCAAAACCGUUAUGAAUCCAAUCAAUCAUCUACUCAGCCACCCUCAUCUGUUUAUCCCACUAAUACUUCAAGAACUUAUAGUGCUCAUGAAAAUAAGAUUAAGAAAGCAAGGAUUGAAGCCAUUGAUAGAAUAUUAUGUAUGGCAGAAGAGAUGGAGCCCAAAGUGCUAGCAUUCAAUGGAAGGAGAGGUGAUAAAGAGUUCCUGACGAUAGAGGAACAGUUGACCAGAUGYAUUUUAGAACUUGAUAAAAUUCAGACUGAUGGAAUAGAAGACAUUCGCAGUGCACGGAAAUCUUCUAUUCGCCGGGUUCAAAGUUUGAUUGACACUUUAGAAGGAAAGGCUUAAAAUUUUUAAAGAAUAGAUAGUCCCUGCAUGCUUGGGUGCAAUGUAAGAACAAACUUAGGGGUGCAUACUAAAAGUUAAACUUAAGGUACGAAUGAUUUUAAAUGGACAAUAUCUGAACAAUUUGGCCUAUCAAUUGAGAUAAUCAGUAUUAUCAUAGGUUACUCACUACAGCUAGGCUGUAAAGAGGACAUUGUGCUCUUUUAGGGGUGGUUUGAAACAAAAUAAAUCAUCAAAUUUUAGUUUCUAAUUAUAAAUAAUACAUAGGAACUAGUGUAUAGGUUUUGUGCUAUGUAUACACUUGUAUAGAAGUUUGAGAAAAUGAAAAGAGCUCAAACAAAUAAUGAAGCUGUUUGGGGUGAGGCUGGACCGUCUGAUCAUCCAUGCCUCCCAGCUAUAGGCAUUGUAUAAAUCAAUAAGCAUUUAAAAAGAAAAUCAAAUUAAUUGGUUAACAAGGCUGGUUCCUUAGAUAUCAAAUAACUACAAUACUAUAAAAGGUGAAUCUGACAUCCAAGGAUCAGAUUUUAAUCAAUCACUCUCAUAAAUUGCACUUCAUAAUAUUAUUCAGGUAGUCAUGUACAUCUAGCCUGCAUAGCAGUCCACUUUGGCCAACUCGUCUCCAGAUUUGGGACACUGCCAUCUUUCAACCUCAUCUCCAUUUGCGGCAGCCAUGUUUACUCUAAUGGGAAUGAAAACUUUUGUUUGUAAUGACCCACAUAAAUUUAUUCUCAAGAACUUGAAUGUGAGGCUACGCAUGGGAAAAUCUAUUUUUCCAGGCAACAUGGCUGCUGCAUGAGUAAACUAAGAGGACUGUAGGCUCUUGUGGACAAGAUUCUUGGCAGAAUUGUCUUUUGCAGUUGAUAUAUUUCUAAACAAUAGCUCUGCUGAAAAUGAUUGAUAAAUGAUUAUACUUGAGGUUCUAUAUUAUUGCACCAUAUUGAAAUAAAGUUAUAUUUAAGAUAAAA